AUGAAAGGACUUAUUGAAGAUGCAAAAUACUCUGUUGCCUUGUUGGAUGAAGGAACACAUCUUGGAAAUGUUAUUGAUAACUAUGUCUAUGAACAUACCCUAACAGGAAAAAAUGCCUUUUUUGUUGGAGAUCUUGGGGAAAUUGUGAAGAAACACAAUCAGUGGCAGAAUGUUGUGGCUCAAAUAAAGCCAUUCUACACAGUAAAAUGCAAUUCAGCUCCAGCUGUUCUAGACAUUUUAGCAGCUCUUGGAACUGGAUUUGCAUGUUCCAACAAAAAUGAAAUGGCAUUGGUGCAAGAGUUGGGUGUUUCUCCUGAAAACAUCAUUGAUAUAAGUCCAUGUAAGCAAUCUUCUCAGAUAAAGUAUGCAGCGAAAACUGGGGUUAACAUCAUGUCGUGUGACAAUGAAAUUGAAUUGAAGAAAAUUGCGCGUAAUCAUCCAAAUGCUAAGCUCUUAUUACACAUCGCAACAGAAGAUAUUAGUGGAGAUGAAGAGAAUAACAUGAAGUUUGGUACCACACUGAAGAAUUGUAGGCACCUCUUGGAAUGUGCUAAGGAACAUGACGUCCAAAUUGUUGGUGUUAAGUUUCAUGUUUCAAGCUCUUGCAAAGAACCUCAAGUGUAUAUUCAUGCUUUAUCUGAUGCUCGAUGUGUGUUUGACAUGGCUGGAGAAUUUGGCUUUAAGAUGACCAUAUUGGACAUUGGCGGAGGCUUCACCGGUAGUGAAUUUCAGUUGCAAGAGGUUAAUCACAUCAUCAGCCCAUUGUUGGAUGUCUACUUUCCUGAAGGAUCUGGCAUUAAGGUCAUUUCAGAACCUGGAAGCUACUAUGUAUCUUCUGCAUUCACUUUAGCAGUUAAUAUCAUUGCAAAGAAAGUUGUUGAAAAUGAUGUUUCCUCUGAAGUAGGAAAAACCGGGAGUAAUGAACCAGCCUUUGUGUAUUACAUGAAUGAUGGUGUUUAUGGUUCUUUUGCAAGUAAAUUGUCUGAGAACUUGAAUACCAUCCCAGAGGUUCACAAGAAAUACAAGAAAGAUGCGGCUCUGUUUACAAGCAGCCUUUGGGGUCCAUCCUGUGAUGAGUUUGAUCAAAUUGUGGAAAACUGUCUUCUUCCUGAGCUGAAUGUGGGAGAUUGGCUGAUCUUUGAUAAUAUGGGAGCAGACACUCUCCAUGAGCCAUCUGCUUUUAAUGAUUUUCAGAGGCCAACUAUUUAUUACAUGAUGUCAUUCAGUGAUUGGUAUGAAAUGCAAGAUGCUGGAAUUACUUCAGACACAAUGAUGAAGAACUUCUUCUUUGUGCCUUCUUGCAUUCAGCUGAGCCAAGAUGACAGCAGCUUUUCCACUGAAGCUUAAAACAGGCAUUAACGCUUCCUUUUAGACCUGAAGUUGCAAGUUAAGCUUGUCUGGUCAACAUUCCAGUGUGGAAGAAAAAUUGAACAAUCUUAACUAUUCACUCUCCAAAA
Trichosurus vulpecula (common brushtail) is the source of this 1457-nucleotide messenger RNA. RefSeq names its product antizyme inhibitor 1-like. Gene Ontology annotation, biological process: negative regulation of protein catabolic process; positive regulation of polyamine transmembrane transport. The coding region runs from base 1 to 1347 and encodes 448 amino acids. Gene Ontology annotation, molecular function: ornithine decarboxylase activity; ornithine decarboxylase activator activity. Gene Ontology annotation, cellular component: cytoplasm. The transcript has a single exon. The record is from RefSeq and is a predicted model, not a curated record. Lineage: Eukaryota; Metazoa; Chordata; Mammalia; Diprotodontia; Phalangeridae.